This is a messenger RNA of Racocetra persica, 1029 nucleotides long. Lineage: Eukaryota; Fungi; Glomeromycota; Glomeromycetes; Diversisporales; Gigasporaceae. The record is from the annotation of a GenBank genome assembly.
AUGACUGUAGUUGGAAAGGAUGCAGUUCAUGAAGUAUGGAAAAAAGAUCAUGAUUUUGAUUUUCAUGAAAGUCCUGAAGCGUUAGCCAGUUUCACGAGUAAGAUACAACAAAGUAUUGUUGAAGGCAUUGAUAGUUUUGUUGGCGAAUGUGUUGAACCAAAGCUCGUUAAAGACCUAAAUGAACUUUUAUUAAAUAUUUAUUUGCGGGAAUGUGCUAAUAAUGAGGAUAUUUUAGAUAUCUUUAAAACCUUAUCUUCUUCAAUUCUGAAAAAAUUUUAUGCACCUAAAUUACUAUCCUUUAUACAUCCCUGGCUUCAUGACCAAGUUGCAACCUUUUCCUUAAGAUUUAUUUCAAAACAUAGAAGAUUAAUUAUUAAUCGUAUUAAACCAAUCGUCGAAAAACGUCUUCUUUAUAAAAGGAAAUUAGGCGACUCUUGGAAUGCACCUGUGGAUGCUCUACAACUUUUCCUAGACGAUCCUGAAAUAACACCAGAUUCUGAUCCAAAUCAUGUAAAUUAUAACAUGAUCGUUGACACAAUUGGUAUAUUUAUGUUUGCUUCUAUGACAACAUCGUCUAAUGCGUCUGCCUAUGCUUUAGUCGAAAUUAAUAAACAGUGUAAUGGCAAACUUACUCAUAAGGAUGUUGGUAAUAUGGUGAAAUUGGAUAGCUUUAUUAAAGAAUCACUUAGAAUAAAUUCUAAUGUACUUAGUGUGCCACGUCCUUGUAUUUCUGAAACUUAUAAUUUUCUUGCGAAUGGGUUUCAAAUUCCACAUGGUCACCAAGUUUUUUUAGACAUUUCAGGAAUAACUUUUAAUGAAGAAUUUCAGGGCCAGAAUCCUCAAGAAUUCAAUGCAUACCGCCAUAAUUCUCCUGUGGCAAAAGCAGAUCGUAAUUACUUGAUAUUUGGAUUUGGAAAAACAGCCUGUCCAGCUGAACUUGAAAAUGCGAAACACAAGCAGCAUUUUGGAUUUUUUAUUGGGACGCUAAUAUCUGGUAAUGCUGGUAUUGUGUUUGAGAAUAAGGUUUAA